This is a messenger RNA of Prunus avium (sweet cherry), 1044 nucleotides long. Lineage: Eukaryota; Viridiplantae; Streptophyta; Magnoliopsida; Rosales; Rosaceae. The record is from RefSeq and is a predicted model, not a curated record.
UUAACUUUCUUCUCUUAUUGUUUGCUACAGGAGUUUGAUCUUCGUUUUGCUGUCCCAUUUGGAUUUUAUCAUGCUGCACUUAACUUCGGGAUCUCUGCAGGACUAAUUUUUCCAUGGGGGACUGGAUUCUUGAACAAGCCCUCAUCUCUUCCAGAGCGGUUCUUCUUGGGUGGUGAUUUCUCUCCAGUUUGCACUGUGGGGGGCCCUACGACAGUGUGGGGAUUCAAGACAAGGGGACUAGGACCUACUGAACCAAGAAGGCAUGUCACAGAUAAUUCCAGUGAUGAGAAUUCAGAAUCCUCUGGAAGAGAUUCUAUUGGAGGAGAUCUUGCUGUUUCUGCGUUUGCAGACAUUUCAUUUGAUCUUCCACUUCGCUGGUUAAAAGAACAUGGGGUCCAUGGACAUAUUUUCGCAGGUGCCGGAAAUCUCGCAAAAUUGACUGAGAACGAGUUCCGGAACUUUUCUGUCCCGAAGUUCCUUCAGUCAUUUCGAAGCUCUGUAGGAGCUGGGGUUGUUAUCCCUACAAAAUUCUUCCGCCUUGAGUGCAACUACUACUAUAUACUGAAGCAAUUUGAGCAUGACCGUGGGAAGACUGGCUUUCGCUUUAGCAUCUCAGCUCCAUCAUAGAAUCUGGGAUUCUUUUUUUCUUAUGAUAUUUAAUGUUCGGCUAAACUUGAGGUGACACAAAGCAUGUCGUUUCAGGUAUCUGAGGUUUUUUUUUUCUUCCGGAUUGACAGCUCCGCUUGUUUGCUUAGAAUAUGAGUUGAGACAGCUUUACAAUUUUUCUUUGUACUUUCAACUUUAAACUAAAAUUUCAGGAAGCAUGGUGCUUUAUGCUGCACAUAUGGAGGAAAUAACAUGAGAUUUCAGGUGCCGGAAUAUAUAUUGGCUGCAUUUGAUUAAGACUGCUAGAAAAUCCUGGAAUCGUCUGAUAUUCCAACGAAUUUUUUUCAUACAAUUUAUUUCUCGCCUGUACGUUGAUCCUUAUCUUGCCAAAGUAUGUUGAAUAUAUUGCCUGUUGACAUCUUCUAUUGCUCGUCACUU